AUGCAGGUGUCUCUGUGCCGGCUCCGCACCCACCAGCUCUGCUUCAUCCUCUUCAAUGUCGUCCUCUUUCAUGCUCUGCUGUUUGGCGCAGAUUUCAUGGAGGAAUAUUUCCUGCGCUCUGCCGCAUCUGCGUACACUGACGGCAAGUUUGCGGAUUUGAGAGAGCGAGCACAGACGCUGAACCUCAGCCUCCAGCGGGAGAACAUUUCCAGGUCGUACGUGAUCAGCGGCUCGGAGCGCUGCGCUGCGCGCAACCUCUUCCUGCUCCUGGUCGUCUUCAGCGCUCCUGAGAACAGGAUCAGACGGGAGAGAAUCCGCCAGACCUGGGCCAACACAACCACACUGCGAGGCCUCCGGGUCAUCCGCGUCUUCAUGCUGGGGAGGCCGCAGGUGGAGGCUGCACAGGACAACCUGCUCCAUGAGGCUCAGCUCCACCAGGACUUGGUGCAAGGACGGUUUCCAGAUCCUUCUCCUGAAGCGCUGAAAGCCGCCAUGAUGCUGGAGUGGAUCGUCAGCUUCUGCCCCAGCGCCAGGUUCAUCCUGAAGGCUGAUGACCAGGUGUUUGUCAAUGUGGAGAGUCUGAGCCGCCACCUGCUGACCCUGGAGGCCCGCGCUGCCGACAUCUAUACUGGGAGGGUCGUACACCAAGCGCGACCCGACAGAGACCCCCACAGUCAAAGCUUCGUCCCCGUGACAUCAUAUUCUGACUCCUUGUAUCCUGACUACUGCAGCGCCUCUGCCAUGGUGGUGUCCCAGCAGGUGGCGAGGAAGAUGUACCUGGUCUCUGACAGGGUGAGCCUGGCUGUGCCCGCCGAGGUCUUCAUUGGCCUCUGUGCUCAUCAGGCCGGAGUCCUCCCCGUCCACAGCUCACGCUUUUCUGGGGCCAAGCAGGUCCGCUACAAUCGCUGCUGUUACCGGGUCAUCUUCUCAUCGGCCGCGGUCGGAGACGACGACAUGUCCAAGGUGUGGACAGACCUGAGCCAAGGACAGGGCUGCUCCAAACUGCAGACCUACUAUGGCCUGGUGUCCUGCAAGGUCUGGUCGUACCUGAACAGGAUCAAGUCCUACACCUCAGGGGAUGAUGGGGGUUGGACUUUCUGACAACCAUGGAUUCAUCUUCUGGACACAGCUGAAGGAAGAUGAGAAUAAAACAGGGUCAUUAAGAGACAGCGCUCAGUCACUCCAUUACUAAUCUCUGCUCCAGUCACAUCCAGAGCUGCAGUCGCAGCAUGUCUCACACGCCAGUCACAUCCAGAGCUGUAAUCGCAGCAUGUCUCACACGCCGAUCACAUCCAGAGCUGCAGUCACAUAAUGUCACAUCCAGAGCUGCAGUCACAAUGUCACAUACUCCAGUCACAUUCAUGCAGCUGACUACUCCUGCGUUCUGUAUAGAUCUGAUGCUUGCGGUGCUGCAAAUGUGGAAUG
Messenger RNA from Bufo gargarizans (Asiatic toad), 1425 nucleotides. It is a transcript of the gene B3GALT9, whose product is annotated as beta-1,3-galactosyltransferase 9. The coding region runs from base 1 to 1101 and encodes 366 amino acids. The record is from RefSeq and is a predicted model, not a curated record. The transcript has 2 exons. Gene Ontology annotation, cellular component: membrane. Gene Ontology annotation, molecular function: hexosyltransferase activity. NCBI's taxonomy places the organism in Eukaryota, Metazoa, Chordata, Amphibia, Anura, Bufonidae.